AUGGAUUUAAUACCGAGCGAAUUUGCAGAUGACGGUCCACGGUUCCUGUCGAGGGGACACUCCUUCAGGACGGUGGUCGGAGACACCCUGCUGCUGCCGUGCCAAGUCCAGAACUUGGGAUCGCUGGUGCUGCUGUGGAGGAGGGGUCCGGCUGUCCUGACCGCGGCCAGCUUGAUGGUCACCCGCGACGAGAGGUUCAGGCUCGUCGACGGCUACAACCUGCAGAUCACUGACGUGGGGCCACAGGAUGCGGGGGACUAUGUGUGCCAGAUCUCGGACCGGAUCUCCAGGGACCAGGUCCACACGGUGGAGGUCCUCGUGCCGCCCAGCGUGAGGUCCUCCCCGGAGUCGAGACACGCGGCCGCCCGCAGAGGGGGCGCGGCGGUGCUCGAAUGCAGGGCGUCCGGCAACCCCGUGCCAACCGUCACCUGGCACAAACUGGUCGACGCUUACAGCGGACACCAGAACGAGUCCAACGUCCGACUGGCCGAUGGGCCGCAGCUCCAGCUCUCGAGGCUGGAGAGGUCGAACAGCGGGCGGUACGCGUGCACCGUGGACAACGGCGUGGGGCCGCCCCUGGUGACGGAGUUCCAACUCCAGGUCCUAUAUCCGCCGGAGAUAACCGUGGAGAGGUCGUGGGUCCACACUGGAGAGGGCUUCCGGGCAGAACUGCUAUGUACUGUGCUGGCUGAUCCACCCGCCGAGGUGUCCUGGUACCAGAACUCGUUCCCGCUCAGCGCCUCCGAGAGGGUCACCAUGUCCGCAAGGGGCAACAACCACACCCUCCUAAUCGCCAAUGUGCAGCCAGAGGACUUUGGCAACUACAGCUGCGUGGCAGACAAUAGCCUGGGGCGGGCGAGGCAGCACGUAGAGGUUUCUGGCCGUCCGGGCCCCGCCCGCUUCACGUCGCCGCCCCUGGCGCGCCGCCCCACCAGCUACACCCUCGCCUUCGCAGUGGACAGCUACCCGCCGCUGGACGAGCUCCGUCUACUCUACCGGCAGCUGGCGAUCAACGAGUCGUUCCAGCAGCCUGGCCGGUGGCACGACGUGAUCAUCCAGGCCCCGGAGCCGGCGGGGUCAUUGACCCACCGCGUGGCCCACGAGCUCCACGGCCUCCAGCCGGGGGCGGUCUACGAGGCAAUCGUCCAGGCGAAGAACCGAUACGGGUGGAACGAGGUGAGCGAUAUAUUUCAGUUCCACACCCUCGGCGGGAGCCACACCGCGCACGCCGGAGAACUGACCCCAUUCUUCUCCUCAGCGGACCCCAAAAUGACGUUCAGCCUGUCAUGGUCCAAAAUAAUCUUCUUAUACACCCUCGUCCGUCUCACAAUCGACCAC
Molecule: messenger RNA, 1338 nt
Organism: Iphiclides podalirius (scarce swallowtail)
Lineage: Eukaryota; Metazoa; Arthropoda; Insecta; Lepidoptera; Papilionidae
Source: the annotation of a GenBank genome assembly